AAGAUUUCAACACAAAGAUCGUCAACUUGUAACUUCACCUAUUUACUACAUUCUUCUAACAUGCCCAGUAUCAUGUUGCGCUUUUGCGAUUCUGUUUGAAGCCCUUGCGUUGUUUUCGUUUGACAAGACAUGGCUCGUACGAAGCAAACUGCUCGUAAAUCGACUGGAGGAAAGGCUCCGAGGAAGCAACUCGCCACUAAGGCCGCGAGGAAAUCUGCUCCGACCACCGGAGGAGUGAAGAAGCCUCACCGCUACCGUCCUGGAACCGUCGCCCUUCGUGAAAUUCGCAAGUACCAGAAGAGCACGGAGUUGUUGAUCCGUAAGCUUCCGUUUCAGCGUCUUGUUCGUGAAAUUGCCCAGGACUUCAAGACGGAUCUGAGGUUCCAGAGCCAUGCGGUGUUGGCUCUUCAGGAG
Tarenaya hassleriana is the source of this 414-nucleotide messenger RNA. RefSeq names its product histone H3.3-like. The annotation marks the transcript as partial. NCBI's taxonomy places the organism in Eukaryota, Viridiplantae, Streptophyta, Magnoliopsida, Brassicales, Cleomaceae. Gene Ontology annotation, cellular component: nucleosome. The record is from RefSeq and is a predicted model, not a curated record. The transcript has 5 exons. Gene Ontology annotation, molecular function: DNA binding; structural constituent of chromatin; protein heterodimerization activity.